This is a messenger RNA of Spinacia oleracea (spinach), 1845 nucleotides long. Its product is annotated as peptidyl-prolyl cis-trans isomerase CYP63-like. The transcript is spliced from 5 exons. The coding region runs from base 240 to 1400 and encodes 386 amino acids. The record is from RefSeq and is a predicted model, not a curated record. NCBI's taxonomy places the organism in Eukaryota, Viridiplantae, Streptophyta, Magnoliopsida, Caryophyllales, Amaranthaceae.
GUGAUCAACCCACCAGAGGUGGAGGAUGAAUUUUCUCGGUUGACUGAACGUCUGAACGUAAUUCAAAUGGCGCAAAUGGCAGGGGAACAAAUUCUGAGAAAGUGAAGGAGUCAUCUUCUGAUAAAGGCAUAGAGAAACUUAGACCAUGCAAUUGGUCGCCCAUUGUUUUCUUCAACAUAUGGUAUCAUGGGAAGUUCAUACUUCAUCCCAAAAAGGGUUACGAACAAGGGUUAUCGGAGAUGCUUCUGAUAGACAGGGAACGUUUAAGCUUUAUACAUCUCAAGAAGGUGAUUCAUAUGGUGGGUUGCCGUAAGAAAUACACGAUCUGGUUUGUUGCCGACAUUGAAAAAUUGCAUGAGGAAGGUCUUGCAAUACAAGAUAUAGCUGAUUUUUACGACCUCGUUGAACUGACUAAAUCAAACACAGUUGUCCACAUUGUUCAACACUUUGACAUCGAAGAAGAAUCAAAGGGGGCUGUAAAACGGACGGUUCAACCACCACCCUCAACGAAAAAACCUAGGAGCACCGGGUCAUGUAAAGUCAAAGGUGGAAAUACUAGUAUGCACAGUUGGGGAAGUGUAGAACCUGCUCCUUGUGUCCGGAAGAUUCCUGGAAUGGGAUGUGCUGUUAGACAAUUUGCAACUCUGCUUUCGAACUUAACCGUAAAACAAAAGAUGUGGGUUGUUGAUAUGGGUUUUGAGGAACUUUUAUUCAUGAGGAUUGGGAAUAUCGAUGCACGAUUUGGGUAUGGGAUUACUUGUAGGUUUGAUCCCAACACCUUAGAACUUGAAAUAAGAGAUAACUACAAAGUGAAAAUAGAUGAGGAGUUGGUUGGUUUGGUCUUAGGGUUACGGUCCGGUCACCAUCUAUUGUUCCCAAGUUACUCGAACAAGAGUACCGCUCUUAACAACAAGAAGUUGUACAAGCAGAAUACCAUGUAUGGAGCUAUUACAGAGUCAGAGGUUUAUGGGAAAAUCGUUUCCGAGCCUCAAGAUAAAGAGACAUUUCAAAAGCACUUCUUAUUAUAUGCACUUGGCACCAUUUUACGUCCAACGCAGAAACGUGGUUGGAUAAGCCCGUUGCAUGCAAGCGUCUUAUAUUUAGCUAGUGAAUCAGCUGAUUAUAAUUGGGCACGAUAUGUGUUGGACUGGCUUGUGAAAUAUGGAAAAAAAUUCAACUCGUCGAAGGAGGGUUACGGGGGUUGUACUCUUCUGUUGCUCAUUAUCUAUAUAGACAGACUUACUUCUACAAGGGUAAACCUAAACAUAAUACCAAAUUCAUGCCGCCUUCGUGUUUUGGACCAAGAAAGCGUUGAUCGGGUAUUGAAAUCUGACCAAGGACCAAAUGGUGAUUAUGGUUAUGGUGAAGUUGUUGAAGAUUAUGUUUAUGGAGACAUGUAAAAAGUUCAUUUCUGUAACGUUUUUUUUUUUUUUUUUUUGAGGUCAUUUUGUUUGUUUACAGUCUACUGCAUAAUGCAUUCCCUUAAACUCUAUAAUAUCCACUAACAGGCUGUCUCCAUUUUGUCUUCAUUUCUAACUCUUAGGUUCAUCCUGAGAAUUAGGAUAAAUCUUCGAUGAGUGUUAAACUCAUAUGAAUCAAACAAUGUUCAUGUAUAACACACAUUUACAUCUCAAAUACCUUCCUUUGGCAUCUCCAUUUGAUGGAAGCCUUUUUUUCUUCUAAUUUUUAUUAACUAGUUGUUGCAUCGUACGCUCCCCCAAGGUAUUGAAAAAACUUAUUUUGUAAAAAUAUUACGUAAAAGAUUAGCAUUCACAAUUUUAUGGUAAAUGCUAGAAAAACAAUUGUUAUUACGCUAUUGUAUGUAUAGUAACAAUUGGAUUGUCA